AUGUAUAGAGAUAGAGGGAAAAGUAAAGGCAAUUGGCUGAGGCAAGAAGGAAGAGCAGGAGGCGGAGCAGGAGGAGGAGGAGCAGGAACUUCGAACCCAUACUCCAAUCUAAAUCUUUCCCGUGUGGAGACCAAUAGAAGUUACAUCAGUGUUGCUGAAAGAGGAGAUCUCUAUGGUACUACUGGGUCGAGAGGUUUGGGCGGAAAAGCUCCACAAUCUAAUUUUCAUGGAAAUUCGAGCAACAACUAUAACAAUGGCAAUAAUAAAGGCAACAACACUUUGCAAGUUCCUGGUGCAUAUUCCAAUCAAAACAAUGAUCGUCAACAUAAUCGUCGUUAUAGUAUACAUACUGCGGCUCACCAACAUGGGAGGUCAUUCUCCAAUAGCAAUUUUGAUACGUCCAAUGCUCCACAACUACCCAACUUGCCUCAAGGAAUGACAAUGAAUUCAAAACCAAAACCAAAACCAUUGACCAUUCUGCAAGAGAUACUAAAGGGGCUUGACCAAAGUACCGCAGGAGACAUUGACGAUUAUUACAAGUCUUUGGUAAAACAAAAGCAAAUUGUAACCAGAGAUUUCAAGGACAAUAUCAACCAGAAUCAAAAAAAUGUAAUGGCAUUGACCAAAGACCUUAAGGAAACUCAAGAGGAAUUGUUGAAUAUGAGACACACAACAAAGGAUUUGUUUGAAGUUUUGGAUCUGUUUAAGGAAACAGCUGAACGUCGACUCAGUCUCGAGCGAGAAAAUCUUGGUGCUACUCAGAUGCUGCAACAACUGCAGCAACUGCAAAAGAGCGAAAAAGACAAGAGAAAAGAUCGAUCUUCUAUCUUGCUUUUGGAAAAGAACUGGGCGAAAGAGUUGCAGUCACUAUUCAAACAUGUUGAUGGAGCUUCGAAAUUUAUACAACCACUACCUGGCCGACACGUGCUUGCAGAAAGUGGGAGAUGGCACGAGGUUAAUGCCGGUACAUGGAAACCGAGCAACCCGGGACAUUUGUUUGUGUUGAACGAUUUGUUAUUGAUUGCAGCAAAAAAGACUCUGACAAAUACCAAUAACAAGUUGGACCAGAAAGGCAUUGGUGUUGGUGGUGGUGCUGGUGGUGGUGCUGGCACAAAGUCUAAUAAACUACAAGCAAUUCAAUGUUUACCAUUGACUCUGGUUACAAUGACAAAAAUCACCCCUCCGAAAACAGAUCCAAACUUAUAUUUUAUCAGUAUCAAGACCAAGUCCUUAAACUAUGUGUAUCAAACUGAUAGGUAUGAUCAUUUUGUUAAAAUCACAGAUGCAUUCAACAAAGGAAAAAACGAAAUGAUACACGAACAAAGAGUGAUGAGAGGAUCAGUCAGCAUGGAGAAUAACCGGCCUGUGUCAGUUAGUGAGACACAAGAGGAAAAGAAGCAAUUACGGGACUCUUUGCGGAACUCUGGCUCUCAUGAAAUGAACGGAGCCGUUGACGAACAUGGAAAGCGAAUAAGUGGUAGCUUUAGAAGAAGCGGCACGUUGAGUGGUACCAACAGUAAGAGAAACUCUUCAGAGUUUGUUUUGCACGAUAUAAGUGCCCGAGUGCAUUCGCGUAACAAGUCUCAUGACUUUCAAAGUAGUACUUAUAACUAUGCAUCUGGAAAUGGUAAAUCUGAGUUUUUCAACAGUAUGAAAAACUUGGAAGGCGAAUUUGACGAUGUGGAUAUUAAUAUCUCACGCAACAAAUUCGCUGACGCUGUGCAACUAGUGACUGCGAUUGAAAAGAGAUUGCUAAAGUUUGAAAACUAUUUGGCUAAACAGAGAAACAGUGCUUCAUCCUUAGCCAAUCAAACUGACGAGUCGUUGCUUCUCGAAGUGACCAAAUUGAAAGUUGAAAAUAGAAAAGAUGAGAUUAUACAGUGUCUUUUGUUUGACCUCCUGAAUCGUAGUUCAAAGCUUACAGCAUCGGAGGUAUCAGAAAUCAUUAUUCUUUUCCAACAAUUGGAUCAUUUGGAAUCUGGUAUCCAAGCAUUCCUUGACGCAACAUCACUACACCUUGCAAGUAUGGUCUCUAAAUUGAUUGUUAGUUUACAAGGUAGCACCAAGAUUGAUGUAGUCAAUUAUCUAUCCAAUCUCAUGGUCAUCAAUGUGGCUAUUGUCCAAAGAACAAUUAAUAUUUACAAACUGAAAAUAAAUCCAAUAUUAGCAGAGCUGGGCCAGGGCAUUGACUCAUCAGGUUUAAUAGAUUGGUGCAUUGAGGAAUUCAAAAAAUUGAAUAAAACUAUAAAGAAACAUCUAUACGGUACAUUGUUGAUUAUCGAUGGACAUAAUUUUGAGACUGAUGAGCCAGUGUAUAGUGUCAAAGAUGAGAAACUAUACGGAGAUUUCCUUAACAUUAUGAAUCAAGAGUUGGAAGAGUUGCGUAUGGUGGGGUUGGACGUAGAGUACAUUUUUGAACCGCUAAUGAACUUGCAGUAG
This is a messenger RNA of Lodderomyces elongisporus, 2439 nucleotides long. RefSeq names its product exocyst subunit (gene EXO84). The record is from RefSeq and is a predicted model, not a curated record. Bases 1 to 2439 code for a protein of 812 amino acids. The transcript has a single exon. Lineage: Eukaryota; Fungi; Ascomycota; Pichiomycetes; Serinales; Debaryomycetaceae.